Molecule: messenger RNA, 680 nt
Organism: Setaria italica (foxtail millet)
Lineage: Eukaryota; Viridiplantae; Streptophyta; Magnoliopsida; Poales; Poaceae
Product: 60S ribosomal protein L13-1-like
Exons: 5
Coding region: 1-675 (224 amino acids)
Biological process (GO): translation
Cellular component (GO): cytosolic large ribosomal subunit; ribosome
Molecular function (GO): structural constituent of ribosome; RNA binding
Source: RefSeq, a predicted model, not a curated record
AUGGGCCACUCAGAGCCUGCUGCUGUGUGGCCUGGGAGAGAGGAGUUCGUCUGGGUUAGCAGGAGAGGAAUGGUGCGAAAUGGUGAAGCACAACAACGUGAUCCCCUCAAGAAGCACUGGCAGAACUAUGUCAAGACAUGGUUCAACCAGCCCGCCCGCAAGCAGAGGCGCCGCAUCGGUGAGCUCGUCAAAAGAACUGCUGGCCCUCUUCGCCCCAUCGUGCAAUGCCAGACUCUCAAGUACAACAUGAAGUCAAGGGCUGGGAGAGGCUUUACCCUUGAGGAGCUGAAGGCUGCGGGCAUCCCGAAGAAGCUUGCUCCAACCAUUGGCAUUUCUGUGGAUCACCGUCACAAGAACAAAUCACUUGAGGGACUGCAGGCUAAUGUCCAGAGGCUUAAGACGUACAAGGCCAAGCUGGUUAUCUUCCCAAGGCGUGCUCGCAAGGUCAAGGCUGGUGACUCAACUCCGGAGGAACUUGCCACUGCCACCCAGGUCCAGGGUGGCUACAUGCCUAUUACUCGUGGUGAGAAGCUCUCAGUUGAGGUUGUGAAGGUUACCGAUGAGAUGAAGUCAUUCGCAUCCUAUUGCAAGCUCCGCCUUGAGCGGAUGAACAAGAAGCACCUUGGUGCCCGCCAGAAGAGGGCUGCUGAGGAAGAGAAGGAAGAGAAGAAGUGAAGUGA